UUGUAAAUCAAUUACAGCUACCUACAAUUGUUUAUUGAAGGAGGGGUUGUUAAGUGAGGGGGCACAGGUAGGUACAUAUGUACUUACAAGGUACUUAGAUUCAACAUGAGCUUGUAAAGCAGGUUCAGAAUACAAGCAUAUUUGUAAGCACCAACUUCCUUUGAAUGGUGUAUGUAAUUAAAAAUGUGAGAGAGACGGACUAUUGCGGUGUUAGCAGCUAUUCCCGUCCGUAACCAAAGUAUUAAAAGAGUCAAAAAGUAGAUUGAUAAAGUUUCUUCAAUCCCUCAUUCGCUACUCUAAACUACACUCCAACUCCUGAUCAUGGCAACUAUCGCAAAGACAAUUGUAGCCACGGGCGCCACUUCAGGCUUGGGGUUCGAGUUAGUCAAGCAACUUCUUGAACAAACGCAGCCCUACAAAUUCAUUCUCGGAGCCAGGGACACGAAAACGGCCCAAGCCACCUUCGAUGGACUCAAGUAUGACAACAGCAAGCACAGCUUAACUAUCUUCCCGUUAGAGCUGUCGAACCUCAAAACUGUCAAGACUUUCUCACAGCAAGCCUUAGAUAAAGUUGGACAAGACAAGAUUGACUACUUGAUGCUCAAUGCAGCAAUCAGUAACAAUUCUGAGCAACCCGGUCCACAUGGUUCCAAAUGGAGUGAGCCUUAUAUUGUGAACCAUCUGUCCCAACACUACCUCAUUCAUCUACUUCGAGAGAAGUUAGAAGCAUCGAAGUCGCGCAUCGUAGUCGUCUCCUCCGGCGCCGUUUGCCUUGUAAAGGACCCCAAAUUUCUUGAAGAUGAUCUUAAGGGUGGCUCGAAGACGGACCGUACUGUAUACGGUGCCACAAAGUUCGUUCAGCUACUGGGAGCCCACUGGUGGCGUCGUCAACUUCAGGGCAAAUGCCACGUGGUCGCUGUAUCGCCCGGCUUAAUCCCUGGUACCGGCCUCAUAAGAGGUAGCGAUCAGUUAAAACUUCCCAUAAACCAUCCAGACGCAAAGAGCGUUCCAGAAGGCGCCCAAAGUAUCUACCGCGCAUUUAUAAGGGACGACUUCCCGGAAGACCCCGACCAGAUCUUUUUGACGAGUUGGGGCGAAUGGUGGCCUAAGGAUGUCUAUGGACUUACUCUUGACAAAGAUCUCCAGGACAAAUGGUCUCCUAGUAAAGACGAGAUUGAGAAGGAAGAGGGUUUAACCGCCUAGCUUAACUUGAUUACAGGCCUUUAAGAUUCCAUACUCUAAUGUAUAGUCCUAUGAGAUAUGGUAAUACUAGAUGGAAAAUUAAAUCUAAUAUU
Molecule: messenger RNA, 1295 nt
Organism: Daldinia loculata
Lineage: Eukaryota; Fungi; Ascomycota; Sordariomycetes; Xylariales; Hypoxylaceae
Product: NAD(P)-binding protein
Exons: 5
Coding region: 322-1203 (293 amino acids)
Source: RefSeq, a predicted model, not a curated record